UUAUAUUUAAUUUUUGCGUAUUUAUAAUUUAAACGAGCCUGUUUACAUCGGCUCUACUGGCUGCUGUGCUGCUCUAGAGGAACAAAUAAUGGCGACUUUGGACUCCGACGUGCCCAUGGUUCCAGUCGACGACGCAUCCAGCAAUGCUGCUUCGUCCUCCUCUUCCUCCUCCAAGAAGCCCAAACGCUUUGAGAUCAAAAAGUGGAACGCCGUUGCUCUCUGGGCAUGGGAUAUUGUUGUGGAUAAUUGUGCAAUUUGUAGGAACCAUAUUAUGGAUCUAUGCAUCGAGUGCCAAGCGAACCAGGCUAGUGCCACCAGUGAGGAAUGCACUGUUGCUUGGGGGGUUUGUAACCAUGCAUUUCACUUUCACUGCAUCAGCCGGUGGCUAAAGAAUCGUCAAGUGUGUCCAUUGGAUAACAGUGAAUGGGAAUUCCAGAAGUACGGACAUUAGAAUAUUUGGCAUUUCUUCUUGAUCUUCCUGCUUCAAUGAUGUUUAGAAUACCUGGAUCCCUAUUCUGUCCUUCCACAUGAUUUACCAAUUUCAGUUGUCUAUUUUUUUGAAGCAAAUUGGCUUUAUGAUUUAAGAUUCAAAAUUUCAUAUGUAAUUGAUUGCCAUAUGUGAAGUUUAUGAGCUGCUUGAUGUGCCAGUUCCAUCCAUGCUGGUCUUGUUAAGCUGUUUCUGACCUGUGAAGCUGGCAUAUGUAAACAUUUGCAGUCAAGGUACCUAUUCAGUUUAUCACUGUAUCAACGCCCAACAGAAGGAUUACCAUGAGUAUGCAUCUGCCAAUACAAGUGGGAAUUUCUAGGCCAUUGAAUUUUUGUGGAUUGGUAUUAAAAUUGUAGCAACCUUUAGUUCAGUUAACAAUGACCACCUAUUUGAGGAUU
Molecule: messenger RNA, 885 nt
Organism: Hevea brasiliensis (rubber tree)
Lineage: Eukaryota; Viridiplantae; Streptophyta; Magnoliopsida; Malpighiales; Euphorbiaceae
Product: RING-box protein 1a
Exons: 5
Coding region: 89-451 (120 amino acids)
Biological process (GO): ubiquitin-dependent protein catabolic process; protein ubiquitination
Cellular component (GO): cullin-RING ubiquitin ligase complex; nucleus
Molecular function (GO): zinc ion binding; cullin family protein binding; ubiquitin protein ligase activity
Source: RefSeq, a predicted model, not a curated record